AUGGCGGGCAUGCUCCCCCUGCUCUUGGUGGCCGAGGGAGUGGAGACUGGUGGGCGCAGCUUGUCUGCAAGGCCCCUCCUGGUGCUUCCGCGGGGACACUUCGCUUUUGUGCACUGGGGCGGUCUUGCUGGCUGCGGGCCGUCCACUGCUCCCGAAAACCCGGAGCGGGCGGCCCUCUAUUUUGUCUCUGGCGUGUGCAUCGGGCUGGUUCUCACCCUGGUUGCCUUGGUGAUGAGAAUAUCUUGCCACACAGACUGCCGGCGGCACCCCACCCGGAGGAAGUUCCUGCCGGACCGAGCAAGCAGCAGCGAAGGCAGUGACAGUGAUGAGGAUGGAGGCUCCGACUCAGCGUCCGACCUCUCGGUCCGCAGACACCGGCGCUUCGAGAGGACGCUCAACAGGAACGUGUUCACCUCGGCCGAGGAGCUGGAGCGUGCCCAGCGCCUGGAGGAGCGGGAGCGCAUCAUCAGGGAGAUCUGGAUGAACGGGCAGCCUGAGGUGCCAGCCACCCGCAACCUCAACUGCUACUACUAG
Elephantulus edwardii (Cape elephant shrew) is the source of this 534-nucleotide messenger RNA. It is a transcript of the gene EVA1A, whose product is annotated as eva-1 homolog A (C. elegans). The record is from RefSeq and is a predicted model, not a curated record. The transcript is spliced from 3 exons. Bases 1 to 534 code for a protein of 177 amino acids. NCBI's taxonomy places the organism in Eukaryota, Metazoa, Chordata, Mammalia, Macroscelidea, Macroscelididae.